AUGCCGCCAAAAUCAAAGAGACACCAACGUGUGUCGACGCCGACGCCGACGCGCGAGGACGCCGAGAUCGCUCGCGAAGGUUCGUUCACGAGGGAUGACGUCACGACGCUAGUGGAGUCGUUACAACGGUCGCAGACCAACGCCUUCAGGGAACUGCUGGAGAGUGUCAUCACGACCACUAGAAACCCGUCAUCAUCUGCCUCGACACCGUUUCCUGCAGAAGGAGGAAAUUUCUCGCGCUGCAAAGCCCGAUUCGCUGGAGAUCCUGAAGAGUCCAUCGAAGGUUUUAUCGACGCCAUUGAAGCAUACAAGGAUUGUGCAAACGUUUCGGAUGAUAACGCCAUCCGAGGCUUAUCAAUGCUGUUGACACAUGCAGCCGCAGAUUGGUGGCAAGGAAUUAAAGUAGAAACUAAGUCAUGGGCCGACGUUUUGGACAGUUUGCGCUAUACCUACGGAGACAAUCGAGCUCCGCCGCGCAUAUACCGCGACUUAUAUGCAACACCUCAAGGCGACGAAAACACGCAUAUUUAUGUAGCAAAGUGCCGUGUACUAUUUGCAAAAUUGCCGCGCAACGAGUUAACUGAGAAAAUCCAGUUAGACAUGGUAUACGGACUUCUACACAAGCGUAUCCGCAAGCGUAUCAAAAGAGAAGAGUGCGCAACAUUCAAAAUUCUCUUACAAAAGGCGCGCGCUGUAGAAGAAUCAUUGAACGAGAACGUGAGCAACGCCUCGCCAUCGCCAAGUCGUCUCGUCAACACAUCAAAGACACAGCCGCCGCGCGCCGCUGCCACAGCGAGCGCGAGCGCCGCGCCUCCGCUCCGCGAGCCCCGCGCUCCCCGCGAGCCCCGCGCGCCUCCGCCGCGGCGUUUCGAUGAUAACAGUGAUAACAACAGUGCCGCGUCCGCCGCGAAAUCUAAGUCGUAUAAUAAGAAGUGCGGGUAUUCACCAUCCCAGAAGGUUGAGUGCUCCAAGGAGUCUGCACCUGGAGCCCUAAAGGACCAGAAUGCUUCCGAGGACCCGGUGUUGGAUUUAUUUGACUCCUAUGAGGAUUAUGUAAACAGACAUCAGCGGCCACUUUUAGGAAUUGAAAUCCUGAAUAUGAGAGGUACUGCAUUAGUGGAUACAGCUGCAAAGAGAAGCAUGGCAAGUCAGAAGCUCUACUCACUGUUACUUGAGAAAGGUCAACAGUUCUGCGAGAAGCAAAUGAGAGUUACACUAGCGGAUGGUAUACCUCAAAUUAAAAAUGUGUUCAAAAUUACCUUGGAUGUCAAAGUGAAGGAUAGGAUAAUACCUCAAGAGUUCCUGAUCUUACCUGAAGCCCAAGAAAAUGAUACUUUACUGGGAGUUGAUUUUAUAAAAGCAUCUCGGCUCGACUUGGACUUUAACACCAAUACUUGGUGCUUUCCAGGAGGGGAUAAGUAUCCCAUACAGUAUGAAAAUGACAUACCAGUACAAUUGUCACUUGCUGCAAGCAAUACACUUCAUGCUGAAGAAGGAUCAAUGCUCAGCGAAGGUGAAAAGAUGAAAUUAGCCGAAGUGUUACAGAGGAAUAGCGCAGUCUUCAGUCUAGGGGGAGCGCCCACUCCCAUUGUGGAACAUCACAUUGACACAGGCGAUCAUGCACCUAUAUCUGUACCUCCUUACCGGCUCACACCUGCGAAGAAGGAAAUUAUGAAAGCAGAGAUUGAGAAGAUGCUCCGGGAAGGGAUAAUAGAAGAAUGUGAAUCUGCUUGGACUUCACCGGCUGUGCUUGUCCCUAAGAAGAAUAAUACUGUCAGAUUCUGUGCUGAUUACAGAAAACUGAAUAGUAUCACCAAGACAGAUAACUAUCCCUUACCUUUAAUUGAUGAACUGCUACAGUCGACCGGAAGACAGUGUUACAUAAGUACCCUAGAUCUGAGAUCCGGAUACUGGCAAGUAAGUGUGACGCCAGCUGAUCGAGAUAAGACAGCCGUGAUCACACCAUUUGGUACAUACCGUUUUCUACGCAUGCCAUUUGGGCUAAAGAACUCUCCUGCGACAUUCCAGCGGUUGAUGGAUAAGUUCAAAUCCGGUGCCAGCCUGCAAAACACUACAGUUUUAGCUUACCUGGAUGAUCUCCUGGUUAUUUCUGACAGCUUCGAGAAACACCUGCAAGACCUGCAACUUGUGUUCGAACGGCUGCAUCAGUUUGGCUUAAGAGCAAACCGAGAAAAAUGUGUUUUUGCUUGCAAAGAGGUCAAGUACCUUGGUCACCUCAUCACGUCAGACGGUAUAAAGCCAGACAAUGGGAAAGUUGAAGCUAUCUUAGCUAUGAAAGAGCCAACUAAUCUCAAACAUCUCCGGACAUUUCUUCAAACCUGUGCUUGGUUUAGAAAGUUUGUUCCAAAUUUCUCAGCGGUAGCUCAACCGCUUACCAAGCUAACCAAGAAAAAUGAACCAUGGAAAUGGCAAGAUGAGCAACAACAGGCCUUUACAGAGCUCAAAACCAGACUUCAGAACUUCUGCUCCGAUAUUGGAAUGCGAAAGUACAUCACGGAAUAUCUAAAACAAUGCGAAGAAUGCCAACGUUAUAAGAUAAGUAACCAGAAGCCAAUGGGACUAUUACAGACCCCAGUGCUUAAUCAAAGAGGAGAGGUGCUAGCUAUAGACCUCUUUGGCCCUCUACCUGAAGGAGAUGAUGGAGAGAAAUGGGUGCUGCUCAUCGAGGACACGGCUACACGCUGGGUAGAGCUGAUAGCCCUCAAGGACGCCACGGCAGAAGUCAAGAUAUUCAAUCGGUGCCUGUUCAGCCACGGCGACUACGUGGUCGCCCUCGUAAUCUAG
Messenger RNA from Leguminivora glycinivorella, 2805 nucleotides. RefSeq lists its product as uncharacterized. The record is from RefSeq and is a predicted model, not a curated record. The transcript is spliced from 4 exons. The coding region runs from base 1 to 2805 and encodes 934 amino acids. NCBI's taxonomy places the organism in Eukaryota, Metazoa, Arthropoda, Insecta, Lepidoptera, Tortricidae. Gene Ontology annotation, molecular function: nucleic acid binding.